AUGAAAGACCUUCAACUUCAAACGCCACAGAGAGAACCAGCCUCCGCUAUUCGCCGACCAAAAUCCGCCACCGACUUCAGCAAAAAUCUGCGCAAGGCCUCGAAGAAGAAGCUGAGUCCCGCAUUUAAAGCAGUAUCCGGAGAUGAAUCUGCUGUUUUGGAGUCUCUGAAGGAAGCUUCGGAGGUUUCUGAUGAUAAUCCGUUUGCAGAAUCUGUUGAGGCCUCGAAGAAGAAGCCGAGUCCAGCAUUUAAAGCAGUAUCUGGAGAUGAAUCUGCUGUUCUGAAGUUCCUGAAGGAAGUUUCGGAGGUUUCUGAUGAUAAUCCGUUUCCUGAAUCUGUUGAGAACUUCAUUGCACUAAUGGACCCGAUGGGCACGCCUUCAUCAAACAAAGUUGACAUCUCAAAUCUGAGUUCCCCAGUAUUAUCACAGUUCUCUGUAGUCACUUCAGACAAUCUCGUAACCCUCAAUGCCUCAGACACCAAAUGUGAAAAUUCUGGAGCAGAUUCAAACAAAGAGGAAGUCUCGGAUCUGACUUCCCCAGUAUUAUCACAGUUCUCUGUAGUCACUUCAGACAAUCUCGUAACUCUCAAUGCCUCAGACACCAAAUGUGAAAAUCCUGGAGCAGAUUCAACUCCCGACGAGAUAAAAUCUGUCGAGGCAGAGUUGGUGAUUAAGCAUCUAAUGGAAGCUAGAAUUCAGUUCUUGAAAUCCAAGAAUGUUGGCUCUUCCAAGAAGAUUCUGGAAGCACUCAUUAAAAUCAUCAUUGAGGAGUUCAAUGGAGUUAUGUAUGAAGAGAGUGGAUGGCUCGAGAAAAUUUUUCUGUCCAAAAAGGCAAUUAUGGUGUUCUGUAGUCUUGUGAUGGGGAUUUGGGUGGUGCUCAUGUUUUGGUUCUUCAAUUUGCAGUACGAGCAAUCUCAAUUCAGGGGACCAACACCAACUUGA
Messenger RNA from Striga hermonthica, 942 nucleotides. The record is from the annotation of a GenBank genome assembly. NCBI's taxonomy places the organism in Eukaryota, Viridiplantae, Streptophyta, Magnoliopsida, Lamiales, Orobanchaceae.